AUGAGUCAUAUCCGAAGACAGUCCGACACCUCCUUGUCCCCCGCCACAUCCUCCUCGUCUCACCUGCGGCCUGAGAAGCGGCCCGGCGAAGACGACCCUCAUGCUCACGAUGCGACCGCCAAGGUAGCCAAGAGAGCCCAGGUCUCCCGCGCCUGUCAACGCUGUCGGAACCUGCGCCGCGCGUGCAGUGACUACCGCCCGUGCAAGCGCUGCUCCGACCAUGGCCUCGCCGACCAAUGCCUCGGCAUGCCGGGUCCCGUCCAGAUCACCUGGGCCCAAGGACACAUCGCCGGCGCCGCCGCGGCGACGAGCCCCCAGGCCUACGUCCUGCCGCCGGCGCAGGAUUCGGUCCAGCGGCUGGCCCACCUGCUGCCGGUGACCGUCGUCAACUACUGCGCGCGGCGCUUCUUCGCCCGCUUGUACCCCACCAUCCCCAUCGUGACGGCCGAGUACAUUGGUCGCCUCAAGGCCGCCGCCGCCAGCUCGACGCCGUCCGAGGUCGCCAUGGAGGCCCAGCUCGUCCUCGCCGCCAUGAGCGCGCUGAUCCUGCUCCAGGUCGAGGAGCCCGAGAGCCUGUUCAACGAGGGCCUCAUCGCGGAGAAGAACUCGGCCUACGGCGAGCGCCUCUUUGACGAGGCCAUCCUGGCGCACCGCCACUUCGCCCGCAAGUCGAAUCCUUCGCUCGCGCUCUGCCUCCUGACCUUUCUCCUCUACGCCUGCCACGCCGCGCUGCUCCACCACAGCCAAGCCUUCCUCUUCCUGCGCGAGGCCAACACGCUGUGGCUGCUGCUGCGGCCGCGCGACGACGACGCCGAGGUGCGCGCCCUCGCCGACCGCCUCUUCUGGGUGCUCCUCAUCUCGGAACGCUCGCACGCCGUGCGCUACCGCCGGCCCGUGACGCUGCAGAUCACGCCCGAGACGCCGAGCCCGGGCCCCGACGACGACGACCCGUCCCUUCGUCGGCUUCUGGUGCCUCGCCGCCCUCUUCCGGGCCCCUCGACAACGUCCUUCGUCGCGCUCCUCAACAAGGAGCAGGUGGCGGCGCCGCCGUCGCCCGGCGGCGCUCCAACCACGUCGAAGCUCGCCGUCAACGCCGCCUUCCGGCGACGCUGCGCUUGCAAGAAAACGCAAAAGGCAAACCUCGGCGCCACCCAGCUCUGGCGGCCCCAGCUCCACUUUUACUACCGUUCGAAGCCCCAGGAACCUGACCCUUUUGACGCGGGACUGGCGUUCGAAAGUAUAAGGUCCCAGGGGGCGGCCCUCACCGAGAAGCUGUUCGACAUUACCUCGUCCGUCGUCGACGUCCUCGCCCGCAUCCCCCUCACGCCCUCGAGCCCCAACGGCAUCGGCAUCGGCGCCGAGGACGACCUGAACUACAUCCGCCGCCUCAUCACCCAGCUGCCGGGCGGGCCCGCCAUCUACGACGCCCUGCUCGACAAGCACAUCCAGCAGGCCGUGCCCGACAUGGAGCUGGGCGAGGUCCAGAACCUGUCGGAUUGA
Verticillium alfalfae VaMs.102 is the source of this 1500-nucleotide messenger RNA. RefSeq lists its product as hypothetical. The coding region runs from base 1 to 1500 and encodes 499 amino acids. Gene Ontology annotation, molecular function: DNA-binding transcription factor activity, RNA polymerase II-specific; zinc ion binding. The transcript has 2 exons. The record is from RefSeq and is a predicted model, not a curated record. Gene Ontology annotation, biological process: regulation of DNA-templated transcription. Lineage: Eukaryota; Fungi; Ascomycota; Sordariomycetes; Glomerellales; Plectosphaerellaceae.